Messenger RNA from Balaenoptera musculus (blue whale), 477 nucleotides. Its product is annotated as nuclear cap-binding protein subunit 2-like. NCBI's taxonomy places the organism in Eukaryota, Metazoa, Chordata, Mammalia, Artiodactyla, Balaenopteridae. Gene Ontology annotation, biological process: mRNA cis splicing, via spliceosome. The record is from RefSeq and is a predicted model, not a curated record. Gene Ontology annotation, cellular component: nuclear cap binding complex. The transcript has a single exon. Gene Ontology annotation, molecular function: RNA cap binding. Bases 1 to 477 code for a protein of 158 amino acids.
AUGUCAGGUGGCCUCCUGAAGGCACUGCGCAGCAACUCCUACGUCAAGCUGAGCCAGUACUGGGACCAGCACUUCUGGCUUGACAAUGAAGAACAGGAAAACUUACUGAAGAAAAGCUGUACAUUGUAUGUUGGAAAUCUUUCCUUCUAUACAACUGAAGAACAAAUCUAUGAACUCUUCAGCAAAAGUGGUGACAUAAAGAAAAUCAUCAUGGGCCUGGAUAAAAUGAAGAAAACAGCAUAUGGGUUCUGCUUUGUGGAAUACUAUUCAAGAGCAGAUGCAGAAAAUGCCAUGCAGUACAUAAAUGGAACGCGUCUGGAUGACCGGAUCAUUCGCACAGACUGGGACGCAGGCUUUAAGGAGGGCAGGCAGUAUGGCCGUGGUCAUUCUGGGGACCAGAUACGAGAUGAGUAUCUUCAGGACUACAAUGCUGGGAGAGGAGGCUAUGGAAAACUGGCCCAAACCUGUGAGUGGUGA